This is a messenger RNA of Bombus huntii, 5060 nucleotides long. RefSeq names its product putative fatty acyl-CoA reductase CG5065 (gene FAR1). Gene Ontology annotation, cellular component: peroxisome. Gene Ontology annotation, biological process: long-chain fatty-acyl-CoA metabolic process. Gene Ontology annotation, molecular function: alcohol-forming very long-chain fatty acyl-CoA reductase (NADP+) activity. The record is from RefSeq and is a predicted model, not a curated record. The transcript is spliced from 6 exons. Bases 1548 to 3095 code for a protein of 515 amino acids. NCBI's taxonomy places the organism in Eukaryota, Metazoa, Arthropoda, Insecta, Hymenoptera, Apidae.
GCCGAAAAAUAUCAACUUUCAGUUACAGAAUUAAACACAAUUACAUAAGUAUAGCUAGUAAAUAAUCAGUUAAUCAAUUUAUAAAAAACUAAAAUUUACGAUAAAUGCCAAGUAUCACUUGAAUUGUAGAACUAAUUAGAAUGUAGUUACAAAAUAAUCUCAAUGUGGCGAUAAUACAGCAAUAUAUAUCUAGUGAAUUCAUCAAAAAAUAGACAUUAUCAAGAAUAAAUUCGAAUUAAACUUUACUAUACCAUUAACAAGACUAAUAAUUGAAAAAUGAAUAACAUACCUGACAACACUAAAUAUGAAUGUACUAAAAAACAUCAAAUUUGAUUAUGUCAAUCUUAAAAUCACAUCUUAAAUAAAAAACAAAUUUUAGAUACCAAACUAUCUUGAACUUAGAACUAUUAGAACUACUGUCGAUACCAAAAGUAAACUUCAUAUAUUAUUGGUUUAUACAGGAUUUUUAUGUAUUUAUAGGAAGUUUGUAGAUGGAAAAAUGCACAGAGUGCACACAAUAUGUAAAAUGUAAAAUGUAAAAUAUCCAAAGUAUAGGCCUGUCAAACAGCUUUUUAUCCAGGUUCCAUUUUAUUUCAUUUCACUCAUUAAAAUAUGAAUUUGCACAAAUACCACACUAAUAAUCGCAAUAAACACAGAUAUGUCUGCAAAGUCUAGUGUAUCGAGAAGGAGUAGAACGACUUAUACUGUAGUCGGCUUGUCAAGGGUUAAGGGUGAGAGUAGUAGCGAGAUAAAGAUGGAAAAUCUGUAGAGGUUCCUAGUGACUUUUCAUGGGAAAGUAUUGUCCUGCCUGGGGGGAUUUGGCGGUUGCCCCAAGAUGGCGGACUCGGUUGGCGUGCGACAAGCACGAGCUGAAAAGUGCCGAGAGCACGAUUCGUUCGUGAUUCUGUGUUAAAUCGGUAUCGUGAGUUUCAUUCGUGGAUAGCACGAGGAUCGUUGACGAAGAGGACACGCUCGAAUAACGUAGCCAAGUGUAUGCCGUGGUCGUAAGGAGGCACGAAAUGAUUCCACCAGAAAUAAAAUCCAUUCGUAACCCACUUGGAAACCCGUGGAACGGUGUGAACCUGUGCUAGCUAUCGUUGCAACUUUCUCAAACUCUGGCCCAUCUAUAGGGGAGCUGCGUUUCUUCUUCUGCUAACUUGUACAGUCGCAAACGAAUGAGUCAAAAAGUAACAGAAGAUUAAAAAAAAAAAAAAAGAAGAAAAAGAAGGAGGAUAUACGUGUACAUAUAGAUCUAUAUCUCAUUUAAGAAAAAAAAAAAAAGAUAAGUAUCAAAGAUCGUAUCAAGACCAAAGAUAAAGCCGAAGAGAGAAAGAUUGAGAGAGAGAAGAAGAAGGAGAAGAAAGAAAGAGGAAAAGGGAAAUAAUCGAAGAAGAGGUGUUCUUAAGAAGCUUCCAAAAGAAAAGACAGCAUAGAACGUCGUAUAUAUAUAACGUUCUGGAUAUUAUUGAAAAUAAGAAUUUAAUUAAGAAUUAUUGUAUUUUGAACGAAGAAGAAAUAAAAGAGAAGAAGAAAGUAGACGCGUCAAGAUGAGUACAAUAAGUGGCAGUCAGACUACGUCCGUAAAGGAAUUCUACAGGGAUAGAAGCAUCUUCGUGACUGGCGUUACUGGAUUUAUGGGCAAAGUCCUUGUCGAGAAACUGCUCAGAUCUUGUCCAAUAAAGAACAUUUAUGUCUUGAUAAGAAAUAAAAAGGGGCAAGACGCACACCAGAGGUUGCGGGCACUGUUGAAUGGACCGCUGUUCGAUAAACUACGUCGAGACGCACCGAAUGAGCUUCUGAAGGUAAUCGCCGUGCCUGGAGACAUCACGGAACACGAACUGGGUAUUUCAGAAUCUGAUCAGAACGUUCUAAUAAGAAACGUGUCAGUCGUCUUUCAUUCUGCCGCUACUGUGAAGUUUGAUGAGGCUCUCAAGAUUUCGGUUACUAUUAACAUGGUCGGCACUAAACAACUAUUGAAUCUGUGUCACCGUAUGCAAAAUUUAGAGGCGCUGAUCCAUGUUUCAACGGCAUAUUGCAACUGUGACCGUAAGGACAUCGCUGAAGAAAUCUAUCCUCUUAUAGCGGAACCAGAACAAAUAUUCGCUUUGACGAAGGUGAUGGAUGACAAGAUGGUUGACGAUAUAACACCAAUUUUGAUCGGCAAUCGACCGAAUACCUAUACAUUUACCAAAGCCCUAGCGGAAAGAAUGUUGGAAGCAGAAUCUGAUUAUUUACCGAUUUCAAUUGUGAGACCCACUAUAGUUCUAUCAUCGUUUAGAGAACCGGUUGCCGGAUGGUUAGAUAAUUGGAACGGACCGACUGGUCUUAUUGCCGCAGCUGGCAAAGGUUUCUUCAGAACUAUGCUUUGCCGGGGAGAAAUGGUAGCUGAUAUAGUGCCGGUCGACAUAGUGAUCAAUUUGAUGAUCGUCGCGGCAUGGAAGACCGCGACGAAUCGCACGAAGACGAUUCCCAUAUACAAUUGCUGCACAGGCCAACAGAACCCAAUCACCUGGAGGAAGUUCGUUGAACUGUCAUUCAAGUACAGCCGAAUGCACCCAUACAACGAUGUGAUUUGGUACCCAGGUGGCAGGUGCCACAAUUCCGCUAUAGUGAACAAAAUAUGCAUGCUCAUCCAGCACAUUGUACCGGCGCACAUUUUAGACUUUACUCUUCGACUGAAGGGCAAGACGGCCAAUAUGGUCACAUUACAAUCGAAACUUGAAAAAGCUACCAAAUACUUGGAGUACUUUACUACGCAACAAUGGAUAUUCAAAGAUGAUAAUGUUCGAGAAUUAAACGAAGAGCUUAGUCUCGAGGACCGCCAGACAUUUACAUUCGACGUUAGACAAAUUGACUGGGCUUCAUACUUGGAACACUAUAUUUUGGGAAUUCGGCACUUCCUCCUCAAGGAGAACCCGGACACACUGCCAGCUGCUCGUGUACACCUUAAGAAAUUAUACUGGAUUCACAAAGCUGUGCAAUUCGGGGUGCUAUUAGUACUGCUGCGUUUUCUGUUGUUUCGAAGUACCGUGACCCAAAACGCAUGUUAUUCAUUGGUGUCUCUGGUGUUACGUGUGUGCCGUAUAAUUGUUUGACGGCUCAGAACGCUGGUUGAGGAUCGCGAAAAGCGUUAUAACAAACAACAACCACUAAUCGUACAGAAGCAUAAUCUAAUGGUGCGAGUUGUUCUCCGACUUCAUUGCUCGCCGUUUCCAACGAGCAAUCGCUAUGUUCAAACAUCCCAUCGGUUGGCCUUUUCGAUGUUUCUAUUUGUUCAUAAUUAAAUUAGCGUUCGCUAGAGAUAUCAAUUCCACAGAGAGGUGCAGUUACGAAACUGGUCCAAAAAAAAAAAAAAAAAAAAAAGGAAAAAACACACACACACGGAUGAUAAGACGUACAUUCGAAGCUUUCGAAGUUAUAUAUAAAAGUCACUUUGUUAUAACUCCUAAAACUGAACAGAAAGAGUGUAACCACCCUUGAGUAAAUACGUCGUCUUUUUGUUCAACGGUAGAAAAGGGAAAAGAAAGUUCAAAUAUUUACGACCAUACGUUUUUAUCUGUGUCGUGUAUUUUUCAUGACGCCGUCUCAAAAAGGAGUUCCGUUCUUGAAUAUCGAUAUUUCGCAUAUCGUUGAUCCGUGGUGACGAGACACUUGAAAUAUUCGAACAAGUUUGUUGCUGAAAGAUUUAAUUCUUGAUACUUUUUAUCGGUCUGUUACAUUUAAAUCAUACUACACGAUAGUUAUAUCGUAAAGUGCGAUUUUGAAAUUAUACGACGUGAGAACUCCGUGAGCCGGCAGCUCGAAUACUGUUCGAAAUUAUUCGACAUUUGCCAUAAAACCUUGUGAUUUCAUUGGUAUUUCGUUAAAUAUGUUUCUUUUUACGGGAUCUCUCUUUACAUCACUAUAUCUUGGUGAUCAGAAAUAAAAGAUGCGUAAGAAAGGACAAAUUAUUUGUAUUUUUACAUUUUGAAAAGUAAUCAGUAUCGUGUAUAAUGUGUCUUUUAUUGGUUGACUAUUUAAUUUAAGUAAUCGAUUCAAUCUUCCAGUGAAUUUUUGUGAUCUUUUAAGCAAUAAGAUUCUAUCGUGUAUUGCGUUAUAGAGGACACGUCCUGCUUCAUUUCUUUUUUGCCAAAACGGAGAAAAAGAUUUGAGAGAAAAGAAAGGAGGAAAGAGAAACAGAUUUAACAUUAAUCGUAGAAAAUAAAUCGAAGCGAUUAGAUUAUUAUUAUGCGAGUAUGUAUUUUACAACAUUGCCAAACGAUUUUAACGCCCGCUAAAUUUCUUCCUUUUUCAUAAUUUUUACGAUGUGUAGAAGUAGUGAAAAAUUCCUUCCUGUAAAAGAUCGUUUAAUCCUUUCAGAAGCAGGGAUUUUUUUAGACGCCCAACCAUUUCCUUAGAGUGAACUUUUUCACGAUUUAAUGUAAUAAGCUGUAAUACAGUAAAACUAUAUGUAUAGUACGAAAGCUGGGAGGAUUGAACGUUCAAAAUUUAGCAUCGAAUCCUUUCGAGUCUGCGUGGUACAUGAUUUUUCUUUUUUCUUGGAAUUACAAAAUAAGUUCUACUACUUUGUUAACGAAGAACAAAGCAUAGACUCGAAAUGGUCGAAAUGAUCGAAAAGGAACAUUUUUAAUGCCAGUUGGAGGAGUUACAAAUUCGUCGUGCCUUUGUGUCGUCGCGAUCUGGCAUUUUGUUCGUUCAUUUGUACUGCGACGUAAGAUUCAUAGAUGGAUAUUUGGUAAUGAUUUUACGUCGAAGCACACGCUCGGUUCCAUCAUUCGGUUUCACCAUCAACGAACCAAGUUACUGUUUCCAAACCGAUCACACCAGAUAUUUGGGUGGUCGUGUAUAAUUACUAUUUCUGUAUAAAAAAAAAGAACUAUUCGUAUGCGUUUAAUUAUUGUUGUUAUUUUAAUUGGAUUAUUUGUAAAAACAAAAAAGGGAGACAUUUAAUGGAAAAUGCGCUUGUUAUAGCUUUGUUUGAUAUAUUUAAGUUAGCUCGAAUUUAUCGAGUACAUUUACUUGUUUUCUUGUAAUUAAACAAAUAGAUGAAAUUUGGGAUA